AUGCGGAUCCACCUAUACUCUACCUUCGUGGACCUGACGAAAGCCUUCGACACGGUGAAUCGUGAAGGACUGUGGAAGAUCAUGCAGAAAUUAGGCUGUCCGGAGCGAUUCAUUCAGAUGGCGCGUCAGCUGCACGACGGUAUGAUGGCGCGAGUCACGGACAACGGAGCUGUCUCAGAGGCAUUCGCAGUCCAUGCGCGUCCACGAGAGCGGAAUCGACCGCAGUCCCGACACACCCACCACAUCCAAAACAUCCCCCAUGCCCAGCCCCGCUCUCGCUUCAUCGCCGUGUACGCCCAUCACCACCACCACCACCACCACCACCACCUCUGUAGCCGACAUCGACAACGCCGACUUCUCAUGCCCAAACUGUCUACGCACACUCAAUUCUCGCAUCGGCUUUAUCAGUCACUUGCGAAUCAAUCGCACAAAGACUGGCGAUCCAGUGCCUGGAGCACCAACCUACGCCCACCGCACUCGCCUCAAUUGUCCACACUGACCUCGCACUUUCACGCAUCGCAUGGGCCUAUUCGGCCACAUGCGCAUCCACGAAGACCUGCGGUAGACGACCGCCGGCUACAUCACACCGUCACACCCUCCCUCCCUGCCUCCACCAACACCACCCCACCACACAUUAACACUCACCCAUCGCAAGCACCCAACUGCCGCCUACCACGCAAGUGGUAAGUGCGCAUCUCGACUCGUCCCCAUGCGGCUUCGGCUGCACGGCUUCCCAGCAUGGUUUUUUACCAGAUCGCUCUUGUGAAAAAUGUCAUCUGUCGUUUCUCGAUCUACUUACCUCUCUUCGUAAUGAUCCCCUAUCUGUUGUCGUUAUUUAUUUUGAUCUUAGAAAAGCCUUUGAUAAAGUGCCACAUAAAAGACUCUUGAUUAAAUUGGAAGCUAUGGGAAUUCGCAGUCCACUAAUAGACGUUCUCAGGUCAUACCUGUCUAAUCGUAAACAAAAGGCUUUGGUGGGAUCUUCACUUUCCAGUGAAAGUCCUAUUGUAAGCGGUGUCCUACAAGGUACCGUUUUAGGUCCUCUUUUGUUCUUGCUUUACAUAAAUGAUAUUUCAGCAGCAGUUAAACAUUCUCAAUCAUUUAUUUAUGCCGAUGAUCUCAAAUGUGUAUAUUCUUUCAAAAAAUCUACGAGCCUUCAUUGCCUGGAGCAAAUCCAUGCUGACUUGCUUGCUCUCUCAGCUUGGAGCUCAAAAUGGCUAAUGGAAUUCUCUCCGUCUAAAUGUCGUUAUAUGUGUUUUGGACCUGAUAGGCUACCCCAACCUGUGGUCUUUCAAGGCACACCUAUGACUGAAUGUACCACCAUCAAGGAUUUAGGCAUAAGCUACACUAGUAAUCUUGAUCUCUCGCCGCACGCUGACAGAAUUACAGCCAAAGCUGCCCGGAUUUGUGGCUUUAUUUCUUACAAUUUCUAUCUUCAUGAAAUUAAAUUAAGGCUCUAUCGUAUGUUUGUACUUCCUAUUCUCGAGUAUUGUUGCCCAUUCUUUGGUUUGAUGAAUGAAGACAGUCGUUUAAAAAUUGAAAAUGUCCAAAGACGUUUUUCUAAAAAACUUUUAGAUAGGGAACAUCCCAAUAUCUCCUACUCAGAUAGAUGCCAGCUAAUUAACCUAAAAUUUUUAUGGGUUCGAAGACUAGAAGCGGGCUUCUGUCUCCUCUUUCGCAUUAAUCAUAGUUCAAAUUUUCCUCGGAUUUCAACACUUACCCCUAGUAGUCGUCCAUACAAUCUUCGCAACUCGUCUCUAAUUAUACCUCCUCCAGCGUCCUCCACCUCUAAGCGCUCCCUUUUUUUCGCUUCCAGGUAUACUUUCCUCUGGAAUAACCUUCCAAUAAAAAUAAGAUCUUCAGAAAAUCUACACACCUUUAAGAGAAGGCUACGCCUUUAUCUGAAUACUGACUCGAUUAAACUUUUAUUUUCCUCAUCCUUCCCAGACAACUUUUUCUAUGACACUGAGAAAGGGCCACCGGGAAUUUAGCAUGCCGCUAUUAAAUUUCCGUAUCUGUUCACGUUUCCUUCCCUUAUGAGUAGUCUCGCUACCUAAAAUCCCUCACCAGAAAUGUUAAUUAUUCCAAUUUUUCAGUUCAUGCAUCGUGCCCUCACAGAAUGCGCACCAUCGAUGCUCUUGGCGAAACCUUCUGUAUUCGCCAAAUACUAGUAGUCUGGUCGCAUCUCCCUUACCCCAUCCUCGGUUGGACUCGGAUGAAUGUAACCGACCGCAUCUGGGUUCCUAUCGCCUCGAGACUGGUUGUCAUCGUGUCCUUACAGAAUGCGCUCUAUCGGCGGUCUUGACAAAGCCUUCUAUAUUCGCCAUAUACUAGUAAUCUGGUCGCAUCUCCUUUGCCCUAUACUCGGAUGGACUCUGAUGAAUGUAACAGACCGCAUCUGGGUUCUUGUCGCCUCGAGACUGGUUGUCAUCGUGUCCUUACAGAAUGCGCUCCAUCGGCGGUCUUGACAAAGCCUUCUAUAUUCGCCAUAUACUAGUAGUCUGGUCUCAUCUCCCCCAUGCUCGGAUGGACUCGGUUGAAUGAAACCGGCCGCAUCUGGGUUCCUAUCAGCUCGAGACUGAUUUUCAAUUUCGCCACUUAUUUUUCUUAUUCAAGGCGAUACAGGCCAGUCCUGACGGACCCGCCUACGUGCCAUUUUAUGAAAUCCGUUACACAAUGCCAUAUACAGCUGACAUUUAUUUCGGCCAUGUUGAUGUCGAACUAUAUCCAUUCUGUACCGCCACAUGCAGGCCAGUCCUCCCUGUAUUUUUCUGAUGCUAUUUUUCUGAGGGUUUUUUUUCUCCUGUUAAAUUACUACAAUCAUUUUAAAUUUUGCUUUGGAGUUUUUUUUUCACCCCUCGUUUUUUCAUUUUCAUUUUGCUUAACGGACUUCUAAUCUCAAAAGCUAUGUAUUGCACUUUGUACAGAUUUUGCUUACGUCAUCUAAAAUUCGCAUGUGAAUUUAUUUUUACUUGCUUUGAUGGGACCCCGACGGGUCUUUAAUAAAAAUAAUUGAAUUGAAUUGAAUUGAAUUGAGUCGGAGACUAUCCCGACACGUCAAGCGUCGCCGAUAGGAAGGCUGCUGACUGACGCCCCCACUCGGCCCACGCAGUUUUUCCCGUUGUGUGAGUGUCGUGUGCAGUGGUGGACUGGUGGGCUGGGAGACGGGCUGAAGCAGCACCUUUCACGGCCCUCUCACGCAAGUAAGAGAUACGCCGUUCAACCCCCGUUGUGUGAAAUCCUGGUGUGUGUGUGUGUGUGUGUUGUGCCCUCAAAACGGGCCACGUGUUAGAUGCGUUGGACCACCACGGGGGCCACAUCGGACUCUGGCAGGCGUUAUCUUUGCGUAAUAACAAAUGCCAACACUUGCGGGGUGCCCUGGCGGACCCUGUUGUCGGCAUUCGUCGCACAACUGGACCACUGCCUCCACCCCAUUGUUUUGUGGUCAAAUCCUGGUCUUGGUGUGUGGACCAGGGGUGCGGAGUGGAGCGCCAAGGCGAAGAUCCGUCCGAGCCAUCCACCUGCGGCCUCCCCCGUCUCCGGUCUUCUUGACUCUGUCUUGACACCGGGCCCAGGCGGGGGAGGAGGAGAGAGUGUAGGUAGAUGCUACGCAAGUCUACUGGCACUAUAAACCCCUGCGUAAGUCACCGUCCCUGCUCCCACAAUGCAGUCUGUGGGGCACACGGUGGUCAUCGUCGAAAUCGACGGACGAACUGUCGUGUGUGUGUGUGUGUGUGUGUGUGUGUGUGUGUCUGGGGGGGGGGUGUAGGGGUGUCCAGUGGUGGGUUCACGUGAAGGUCGUAGUGGUCGCUCACUUGCUUGCAGGUGAGACUACGCCUAGCGUCCAUUUGCUGGCACCUAACUCUCACCUGUGGCUCCACGUAGCUGGGCUCUGCUCAGCGGCCACACCCCGGGCAAACGUCUCGACCGGCGGGCUAAACCAGGUGAGGGUAUCCGUGCGUGCACCUGCACGCGCGGUACUGUGGUCUGCGCUGGCCGGAUGGAUCUUCGCGUCGACAUCGUCGAGACGAGGCUCUGCCUGGACCAUCGCAAGAGGCCACCAGGUAAGUUCCCCCUGAGGUAAGUGCGUUUGCUUUGUUUCCUCCUUUUGUUUGUUGAAGUUCCGCGUCGUACGCUGCGCUUGCUGCCUGCCCUUUAUAUGCUAGCCUGUCUGUUAAUAGCUUAACGACACCCUCGAUGCCUGCUGCGAUUGUCUGUCCGUCAGUCUAUGCCACUCUCUACUAAUAGCUAGGUGUUACGGUGCUUGACUUUGUGUGGUGCCCUCACUUCGUCUCUGACUGAUGACUGUGUCCGCUUGUCCACUCUAGAUCUAAGUCCCCUAGCGUUAGUUAGUAUGUAUGCUCUCUCCUACCUCACUCCAUCACACCAUCACCUCACCACCAAGGUCCCAGGCUAAUUCGGGUCGUUCUCUUACUAACAAAAAGUCGUGGCCCAUAGUGGAGUCCGGCAGCCGUCUGGGAUAACCGGGCAGCCCUGUUCAGGGAUGCGUUGCCUGCCCCCGCGAGGGGGAGGGGGCUAGAAAAGGUGCCCUAAAGAUCGCUGGGAACCACGCUGUCUGUAGGCUGGCCGUGGCCGCAGACAAAAAACACACGGUCGAAACAGCCAAAACCGAAACAACAACAACAAUCGCUCUCUUCCUCUUCCAGCCUAUUCUUCUUCUUCUCCUACUCCUACUUUUCGCCGCCGCAGUCGCCAGACUGGCAGGGUGAGCCCGCUCACUCUGGCAGCCUGGAAUGUUCGUUCCCUUUUAGACAAUCCGAGGAGCAACCGACCGGAACGGAGGACGGCGCUAGUGGCACGAGAACUGGCGCGCUACAAGGUGGACAUCGCCGCACUCAGCGAGACCCGAUUCUCCGAACAAGGCCAACUGGAGGAGGUGGGUGCCGGCUACACCUUCUUCUGGAGUGGUCGACCCAGGGCAGAGCGACGAGACGCGGGUGUCGCCUUUGCCAUCCGGACCGACAUCGUUAGACGACUACCAUGUUUUCCGCAGGGAAUCAACGACCGCAUAAUGAGCCUCCGUCUGCCCCUCCGGCGAGGAGGCAAGUUCGCCACCAUCAUCAGCGCCUACGCUCCGCCGAAGACCAGUUCCGACGCCGUCAGAGACAAAUUCUACGAGGACCUGCACACCCUCUUGGCGACUGUGUCGAAGGCGGACAAGUUGAUUGUCCUUGGCGACUUCAACGCCCGCGUCGGCACAGACCAUACUGCCUGGAGGGGAGUGCUGGGUCCUCACGGUCUCCGCGGCUCCAACGACAACGGCCUGCUUCUCCUCCGCACCUGCGCAGAACACCGCCUCAUCCUGACGAACACGUUCUUCUGUCUGCCGGAGCGAGAAAAGGCCACCUAG
Spirometra erinaceieuropaei is the source of this 5368-nucleotide messenger RNA. Lineage: Eukaryota; Metazoa; Platyhelminthes; Cestoda; Diphyllobothriidea; Diphyllobothriidae. The record is from the annotation of a GenBank genome assembly.